Hyaloperonospora brassicae is the source of this 4683-nucleotide messenger RNA. Lineage: Eukaryota; Oomycota; Peronosporomycetes; Peronosporales; Peronosporaceae. The record is from the annotation of a GenBank genome assembly.
AUGUUCAAGUCCCGCGCGCGUCGGCGCAAACGUCCGCGCGCGGACUCCGUGACGCCUCGUCGUAGCAACAGGACGACAGAUGGACGCUUCAGAGCCACUCGCACACCGGAAAAGCUGCGCGCCGAGCCGAAGAUCGUGUGGAGAGACUCGCCGGUGGACAAGCAGAUGAAAGCGUCGGGGACGGACAAAAUCGCUAUUCGGAGGGAACUGCAGGACUUUGUCGAGCGUCUCGCGUGCAAAAGUGAGCACAUGUCGCCCUGUAGCAGUGACGUGGACAAGGAAUGCGGUCGUCAACGUGCCGGCGUGUGGACCGAGGAGACAGCUGUUUCGAGACCGUUCGAAGGCCAUGUGCCAAUGGGAAAAGACGCGUUGGGCUCGUCUCAUGGACCGACCCCACCUCAUUCUUGUGCUGGUCGACAGCGCACGACGGAGGAGCGCAAGUCGCAGGACGAGCUGUUGCGUAUCUUGGAUCAGAUGGAGCAGAAGUAUGCCAGUCCCGAGGUCGCAGGAGCAGUGCCAGGCCCGAGUGCGGCGUUCCUGGGCACGAAACAGUCUCUGUUCCCGAUGCAGCGUCCGUUGACCCCACCUGAAGUUACUGGUGGUGGCUCGACUGAGGAGAUAUACUUGACGGCAACUGCAGGAUCGAGCUAUUCUCUGGCAGCGGCGCAAUCGCUGCAGACGGUGGAAACGCCAAAGGUGGAUGAGAGGCAAGAUAGGGAUCGGAUCCGUGACGCUAGCGAGACUUUGAUGGCGAGUGAACCGCCGAACCCAAGAGGCGGUUGUGGCCAUGGUGGUAAACAGGAAGCCGUGAACGUGUCGGCGAAGUCGACGGUAGUCGAGGCAGACUUUUUUGACGAUUUGACCGAUGAAUCGUGGGCCUUGCUUGACCAGCUCCAAAGUCAGCGGGUACCGGUGAAGGGCACGUCACAGUCGAAGACAGAGUCUGUUGGAGCGCAAGACACUGCAUCGAAUGUGCAGCCCGUGCCACCAGCUGCACAUAGUGGGACGACAAGGUCUCAGUCAAUACUGCCGUCCAACGCUUCGGCUAUAGCGGUGCGAUCAAUGCAUGACACCGAGGCAGCUCAGGCUUUCCAGUCACUCGAGAGCUACAAGCGCUUUAUGGUCUUGGAAGUCGACCGCAAUGUUGCUGACCGCUCGCUCCUUUUGCGCCUGUUAGAUGACCAAGAUGUGCAGCUGGAGGCUCUGCUGAGUGACGACUGGUAUGAUGUGGUCGUUGACGCUGGCGACACUGUCAACAUUGUGCUUACUGAGCAGGACGGCAAUGCCUUUUUUUCGCAAGCUGGGCACGAAAGUCGGGUGAAUCGGCAACUGUUGCGCAUACAGGUGGACAAUGCGCACAAUGUCGUGGUUGUGCACCCGGAUAUUCUGGUGUCUCCAACGAGGGUGACGACAAGUUUUGGAUGCUUGCGACAAGCUGUCCUACAGGAGACGUUUGCUGUGAAGCAUGCGACAAACCAGAAGGCUUUUUUAGGUACACUCAAGCACGAUUUGUUCGAGCACGCACUUCUGCAUGACUUAUCCAGCGCUGAGGAGCUUGCGAGAGAAGCCAUACAGAUUGUUCGCUCGAACAUACUAGGUCUUGUGGAAUGCGGAUUGAACGAGGAAUUGGCCCUAUUGGAAUUGCAGAAAGUGAUCGGCGAGUAUCAGAAGUGGGUGAAUGAGGCAAUCGCUGGAGCUGGCACGCCGCUGAAUCUGACACCUCCGAAUAGUAGACUCAAGGCACGGGUGAGCCGCGUGUUGGCCACAGAAGAAAUGAUGUGGUCCAUCAAGUGGGGUCUAAAAGGUGCCACAGACGCCUCGGUUGAAGGAACUAUCGUCGGUCAGGGGCAUGCAAAGGAUGAGUGCGCGGAAACUAGAGUGCUGCCACUCGAGCUCAAAACUGGAAGCAAAAGGUACGAGCACCAGGGUCAAGUGAUACUGUACACGCUCUUGCUAAAUGAGCGCUACCGUCAGCAGAGUCAAGAGGCAUUGCUCAUCUACGUUCCGUCUAUCGAGACCAAUCGCAUUACGGCCGUGACAGCUCAUGUUCGGGGUCUCAUCAUGGCACGCAAUAGUUUCGCCAGCGCUAUUGCGAAAACGAAAGCAGUCGGGAGCUCCACAUCCGGUCAGAUACUUCCGCCAAUGAUUCGAAAUCGCAGGGACUGCGAGCGCUGUUUCCAGGUGGAUGAGUGCGUAUUGGUCCAUGCAGCAACGGAAAACGGCACAGAAGAAUCUAGUGGUCUCGAGGAGCUCUUCACCUUGAAAACGAACCAUCUUGUUGAUGCGGACCUCCUUUAUUUCCGGCAAUGGAAUCGACUCAUCAUGCUCGAGCAGCAGCAUGCGGAAAAACACCUUCGAGCGCUUUGGCUUCAGGUCGGGCUGAGAAGAGAACAGGCUCAGGAGAGCAGUACUUGCCUCGCACAUCUCAAACUAGUAUCUGAUACGCCGUCACAGUCAGGAUCGGGAACAAAGCGAACAUUGCGCUUUGUUCGUGACCGUCGGAAGAGGAAGGAUGUCGAAUCAGAAAGCGGAGGAAGUGCAGCCGAUUGGCAGCCGACUUCGUUUGCGGGCGUGCGUUUUCGGGCGGACGAACGUGUUAUUUUAUCAGCAGAAUCGCUGGACGGAAAGAGUUUGCUGGUGCACGUGUCUCGUGCCAGUGUGCGCAAGAUUGAACACGGACUCAUCACGAUCGAGACUCGUCAAUGCAUUCCGUCAAUUGUGAUGAGCGGUCUGUCUACCGUCGGGAAAGAGUACACGUGGCGCCUGGAUAAAGACGCAAUUAUGAGCGGCUUACAGCGCGCAAAAGAGAAUCUCGUGCGAUUAUUUAUUGGACCUCCGCCUGAGGUCAUUUCAGCUGGCACGGCACGAAGGAAUCGGCCUGAGUUACAGAUACGCACGACACCGACGCUUCCUGCGGGGCAUUGUGUCGUUGAUGCUCCGCCAGGUAUCGGAGAUGUGCGAAGACGCAACUUGAUCGUCCAUCUUACUCGCCCGCAGUUUACUGCACGUCGGUUGACCGAUCUUGUGACACAGCGGUGCCAGGAUCUUGCUAAUCGUGAUGGGAAAGCGGUAACGCUCAGUCAGACCUUGCUCGGUGCGUUUCGCGAGCUAAACGUCGACCAGCAGCGCGCUGUCCAGCGUGUGGUAAGCGGGCUCGACUACGCUUUGAUCCUGGGAAUGCCAGGAACAGGUAAAACUGCGACGAUCGCUUUUACCGUGCGGGUCCUACUAUAUCUCGGGUUUUCUGUCUUAGUCACGAGCUACACGCACUCUGCAGUGGACAAUUUACUGUUGAAAUUACUCGCGUGCAACGUUCCCAUGCUCCGCAUUGGCAACGCUGCUCAAGUGCAUCCCCGCAUUGCGGAGUUUACGCUUGAUCGACAAGUUGAGCGCGAACAGAUUUCGAGGGUCCAGACCAUGGAGGCUAAGUUAGUCAAUGCUCAGCUUGUGGGGUGCACUUGCUUGAGCGUGAACAGCCACGUGCUGUUUAAGAAACGCCGGUUCGACUUUUGCAUUGUUGACGAAGCCACGCAAAUUACGCAGCCCAUUGUCCUGAGCGCUCUGGGCUGCGCUGAUACUUUCGUGCUAGUAGGAGACCAUUACCAGCUGCCGCCGCUGGUAGCAAAUGCCCAGGCUCGUAAGGAAGGUAUGGAUGUGAGCUUGUUUCGGCGAUUAGCGGAAGCUCACCCCGAAGCGACUCAGCAGCUGUCUUACCAGUAUCGAAUGAACAGAGACAUCAUGUUACUGGCGAACCGAUUAGUGUACGGUGGCAAGCUGAAGUGUGGCUCAGUCGAGGUCGCAUCAAACCACCUUGACGUAAGAUGGCAAUGCCAAGAACCUGACACACACAAACUGCCGUGGCCCAUGCAAGUACUGAGCAAGAAGCAAGGCGUCGUUUUCAUGGACACAGACACGAUGGCAAGUGCGACGACGGAGAGCGCUAAGGUCGCGCAAAUGGGCACAAACAGCCGUCAUCGCAUGGAGAAUGUUGCUGAAGCACAGUUGAUUGCUGGUUUAGUCGAGCUCUUGGUGUUGGGCUCUGUGCCAGCCGAAGAGAUCGCAGUUAUCUCGCCUUUUCGCUCGCAGAUCGCGCUCAUACAGCAACACCUGACUACCAUUGCUGCACACCGUCGAGCUGGUGGAUCCGACUGGGUCCGCUCGAUUGAAGUGAGCACAAUCGACAAGUAUCAAGGCAAGGACAAGGACGUGAUUCUGGUUUCGUUCGUUCGAUGCAACGAAGAGAAUCAUGUCGGUGAGCUGCUUACAGACUGGCGCCGUAUCAAUGUGGCGCUUACGCGUGCUAAGCAAAAGUUGCUUCUGGUUGGAUCUGGAUCGACGCUCAGUGGUGGCAGUGCUUUCUUGUACGAGCUCUUGUGUGUUGUCCAGGAGCAACGAUGGGGGUACGAGCUGCCAGCUGACGCCAUUGAGUCCCUUCGUCGAUUUGCGGUGAGCGCAGCAGCCCCCACAGAGCCUGAUCCGGAGCAAGGGGCUACACGUAAACUGCGAGCACGUCAGCCGACUGGAGAUGUGAAAGUGUCGAUUCUUCAGCGCUCCGCAAGGAGCAGCAACGGAGACAUCGAGUCGCUCGUGCCGGACGUGUCGAUUCUGCCCUUGCGUCCUCAACCAAGAGCCCGAUUGCCACACUUGAUGCCACUUUCGCGCGACGUCUUCGGCGAACUGUGA